AAAUGGUCGGUCAGUCGGGUGAUUCAUCCAGCUGAUCAAGUAGUCAACAAAAAACAGUGCAAUUUUCUGGAGUUUUUUUUUGGAGAAAAUCCCGAGUUUUCUGACCAAAAUUCACUCUCAACAAUGAGUGAAAAUGCGGCGAAAAGUGCAAAAUACUGUAAAGUGCUAAUAGUAGGUGCUGGGGCAGCUGGAUUGUCCUCGGCAAAUCACCUGCUGAAAAAUGGUUGUACGGAUUUUCUCAUCCUCGAGGCUAGAAACCGCAUCGGAGGACGAAUUGUCUCCAUUGAUAUUGAUUCCCAGAAGGUGGAAUUGGGAGCAAAUUGGAUCCAUGGGGUUCUGGGAAAUCCCAUCUUUGAGCUGGCCAUGGCUUCGGGAUUGGUGAGUAUCAUCAAUAUCCCAAAGCCACACAAAAUUGUGGCUGCCACUGAGGAUGGAAAGCAAGUCCCCAUUGGGAUAUUGCAUGAGAUUUAUGAGGCCUAUGUGACUUUUUUGCGUCGCUGUGAGGAGUACUUCCUGUGUCAGUACAUCCCGCCGCCGGAUAUCCACAGUGUCGGGGAGCACAUCAAUCUCGAGCAGGAAUUGUAUCUGGGAGAAAUGCCAGAAUCGCCCGAGAAGAGGGUGAAGCGGUUGAUAUUCAAUUGUCUCCUCAAGCGAGAAACAUGCAUAACUGGCUGUGAUACCAUGAAUGAGAUUGAUCUCCUAGAAUUGGGUAGCUAUACUGAAUUGCAGGGUGGAAAUAUUGUCCUUCCGGCUGGUUAUAGUUCAAUUCUGGGCCCACUUACUGAACACUUAGCACCUGAGCAGAUCAUCAAAGCCUGUCCCGUGCGCACAAUUCACUGGCGACGGAAAGGUUCGGGCAGUAGUACUGUGGGGAAUCUCACGACAGUCGAGGAAGACAAUGAGGGGGAUUCCGAUGACUCCGACAAGACCGUCACGGAAGCCCCAACCCGGAAUUUUAACGUGAAAAUCGAAUCAGAGGCUGGAGAAAUUUUCUAUGCAGACCAUGUCAUUUGCACAAUCCCUUUGGGUGUUCUAAAGGACAAAGCAGACUCCAUCUUUUCCCCAUCCCUUCCCACUUACAAGCGCGAAUCCAUCGACAGGCUGCUCUUUGGGACAGUUGACAAAAUAUUCCUGGAGUACGACAGACCCUUCCUCAAUUCCAGCAUCAGCGAAGUCAUGCUCCUGUGGAAUGACGAGCCAUCGUCCACGGCUAGUUUGAAGGACGUGUGGUUCAAGAAGAUCUACUCCUUCGCCAAGGUUACAGAAACGUUGCUUCUGGGAUGGAUUUCUGGACGAGAAGCAGAAUUCAUGGAGACUCUGUCACAUGAUGAAGUAGCAGAGAAAUGUACAGAGAUCCUAAGGAAGUUCCUACAGGAUCCAUUUGUGCCCAAGCCCAAGAGAUGCAUCUGCACGAGCUGGAAGAAUCAGCCCUUCUGCAGAGGUUCCUACACAGCCAUGGCCGUUGGAGCUAGUCAGGAUGACAUUGAGAAUAUCGCUCAGCCUCUCUAUUCUGAUCCUCACCAACCAAAGCCCUCUGUCCUUUUUGCCGGGGAACACACUCAUGCUAAUUUUUACUCUACUGUUCACGGAGCCUACCUGAGUGGUCGCACGGCUGCCCAGAUCAUUCUCACUCCGGAUUCUCCGCAGGAAAUUGUGAUGGAAUCCGAUAGCACGGAUCUCAGUGCCUGGAUUCAGGGCAUUUCGCUGGAUUAAAUCCCACAAAAUAAGGGAUAAAGACGUAUCUCGAUAUUUCUUCGUGCUUUUUACAUGAGAGAGAGAAAAAACCACAUAAUUGUAGAUUUUUUAUUUGUGUAUUAUGAGAAGCAGCAUUUUUUCUAGUCGGAUGACUUUUUUUUUAUUUAAAAAAAAAAGAUUACCGUUAUUUAAGGCUUUUUAGAAUGAGUUAGUGAGACAAACCACUAUCUGAAAAUAAAGUAUUGUUAAAAGA
Messenger RNA from Phlebotomus papatasi, 1948 nucleotides. Its product is annotated as spermine oxidase. NCBI's taxonomy places the organism in Eukaryota, Metazoa, Arthropoda, Insecta, Diptera, Psychodidae. The transcript is spliced from 4 exons. Bases 124 to 1713 code for a protein of 529 amino acids. The record is from RefSeq and is a predicted model, not a curated record. Gene Ontology annotation, molecular function: polyamine oxidase activity.